Molecule: messenger RNA, 4216 nt
Organism: Rhipicephalus sanguineus (brown dog tick)
Lineage: Eukaryota; Metazoa; Arthropoda; Arachnida; Ixodida; Ixodidae
Exons: 7
Coding region: 232-3165 (977 amino acids)
Biological process (GO): chitin catabolic process; carbohydrate metabolic process
Cellular component (GO): extracellular region
Molecular function (GO): chitinase activity; chitin binding
Source: RefSeq, a predicted model, not a curated record
ACUCUCCCUGUUUACUUAAGAAGCUCCCGGACUCGACCAAGUUGAUCUUUAUUCUAACGGAGCCAUCUCGAGUCGUUAGCGGAUAUUUGCAUAGAUAUGCCGAACACUGCGGAUUAACAGCAGUAAAGACAAUAGCAUCGUCUCGAACGCUGGCUCACUCGUGCCAGGGUGGGUUCCGAGUCAGCUAGGAAGCGCUCAGCAGCUGAGAAAUCGAAACUCGCUGGUUCCGGAAUGGCGAAGCUCUGCGUUGCACUGGGACUGUGCGCCGCGGCGGCCUUCUUUUCACUUUCCCAAUUUGCAACACGGCGAGGCAGGCAGGGUGAUGACAUCAAAGCCUUGUGUACAUGGCUAACCAGUUCUUCCGUGCCAGAGAGAGUAAGGCAGUGGGCACUGACGUCACCACUCCUAGAUUGCGCUGCUCUGUUGUCGCAGCAACAAGUGGUGCCGUCAGCGCCAUCCGUUGCUACGUCGACAGAAGAAGACGUAUACAAGAUGGUAUUCCCAGCAACGACGGAAUUUUCUACAGAUUCGCUGCCCUUAAGUUAUGAAGAAUUUACGUCUACAAGACUCCAAGAAGAACGGGUAGAGGAAACGACUACAAUGCUCAGUUAUACAACAGUCAUGGCGCUUGAAAAUGAACAGACUACAGAUGCGGAGGCGUCAACGCAGUUGUUCGCCGACUCCUCGACUUCACACAACGAUGCUUUGACAUCCGCUCAUACAAUCCACGUUUCAUCGCAGAUAGAAGAGUAUCAGACGGGGUGGAGUGGGAAAGCUACACAUCCAGAAGCUGAAUUAACUGCUGAGCGAAAAGAUGACACACAAGAAUCUUUGGCUGAAGAUUAUGCGAUUGUAAAUCAAGAUCCUCGGACAACGGCUGACCCUACUGUCGCCGACAAAAAUGCGAAGUUCGAACGAGAAAGACUGACGCCUAAACCAGCGAUCACAGCAGACAAUAAUCAAGGUAGACAGGCAGCACUGCCAACAGUACUUCCACUCCAGUCUUCAAAUGGUGCACAUCGAGAGAUAACGACAUUUUCAAACUUAGCUAUCGCACCUCAGCAGAAAGAAAACACGAAUGACAUGGCUACCACAGAGUUUGAAGUUAAUCCGCAAACAGAUGAUCAAUUCAACACAUUUUUUUCUGUAGGUGGGACGACAGGAGAUGACCAUGCGACGAAUGAGUUUAUUGCUACAGAGAUAUCAUACGCGAAUAUUGAACAGAAAGAAACACAAAGUACCAUACACCCUGGUCUGCUCACUCAUAUGAGGCAAGGCGACGAACAACUGUUUUCAACACCGACAACACCACUCAAACCUGACAUGGAAGACAAGACCACCUCACUGCCAGUGGUACUUUUAUCAACUCUGAGUAAACACGAAGAAGACCCCUAUGUCAGCGUUUCAAUGUCUGACAAACCAUCGCAGCCUUCUACAGAGCUCCCUGGGGCCUCUAAACCAAGUCUUGAGGCAGUGGUCGAAGACGAAACAACAACAGCGCCGCUGCAGCCUAAUGCAGUGACAGUGGAACCAGACAAAAAUACCGCGACUCCCGAUUCUGUGUCAAGCCAUCUUGCUCAACAGCUUGAAUCCGACAUCACCGUGCCCUACGAUUUUGUCCAGCAUCACGACGAGAGAGACACGAGUGAAACAACAUCGAAUCUCCCCUUUUAUACAUCGCCGGUCCCGAUCACAAUAAUGUCAACAGUGUCUGAUAUUGUCACUAUAUCAGAAGAUCAUACUUCUACGACCCUACCACUGCCCGAGUCACCCAGCUAUUCGAAUGAUAAGUACAAUGCGGAUCCAACAGCUCUUGAUACGCCAGCUCCAGCUGUUGAAACAGUGGAGAAUACGACAACUGAGAAGCUUACCACUGAAUCUCAAGAAGAGACGUCACACGCGUCGCUAUCACUGCUCGAACAUUCUAGCUCGUUUAAGCAGCUAGGUGACACGACAGCAGUUAUUGCGUCCUCUCUAGCAAAUGUCGAAAAGGCAACAACUACGGAGCCCACACCCGAGGAGCCCGAAGGACCGAAGAUGGUCUGCUACUUCCCCGCGUGGUCUUUCUUCCGGCAAGGCCGCGGUCAUUACACUCCAGAGGACAUUGACCCCCACCUGUGUACACACAUAAUCUACGGAUCCACGUCCUUGGACAACGACUCACUUCAUCUCGCCAGCGCUGACUACAUUGCAGACGGGAAGUUACACUUACUGAAUAGGACGCUAGCUCUGAAGGCCAUAAACCGUCGGCUGAAAGUGCUGCUCUCUCUGGGAGGCUGGAAGCACGGCCCCGACGAGGACUACAAGUGUUCCAGGUUCGCCUCCAAUGCCACUGCCAGGCGCAGGUUCGUCCACCACGCGGCGACUUUCGUGGCCGAGCACCGCUUCGAUGGCCUCAACGUUGACUGGGCAAGCUUCGGCGGCGACGAAUGCGACGACGUGUCAGACAAGAGGAACUUCGUAUUGCUUCUGCAGGGUAUCCGGGAGGCGCUCGAUGCUUACGACCCCCAUCUGUUGUUGACGGCUGCCAUUGCCGGAAACGUGGAUGUCAUCAGAAAAGCUUACGAUGUGGCCGAAAUGUUCAACCAGACGGAUUUCACCAGUGUCAUGGCCUACGACUACUUUGGCUCUGAGAGCCCCGUGGUCGCUCACUACUCGCCCCUCCAAAGUGCUACGGGCGAGACCAAUCCAGAGAUGAGCAUCGAGUACGUGCUGAACACCUUGAUAGCAAUGGGAGCACCCUUAGCGAAGCUGGUGCUGGGCGUUCCGUUCUACGCCCGGUCGUACACACUGGCCAACCCUCGUCUGAAUUACAUCGGGGCACCCGCCAAAGGAAAAGGCGAGGCCGGUCCGGUCACGGCUACUGCUGGCGUGCUUGCCUAUUACGAGAUAUGCAGCGCCAUCAAGGCUGGCGGCUGGACGACAAUGAUGGACCCGAGGGCCGGUGUGUACGCCUACUCGGGCGACCAGUGGGUGUGCUUCGACGGACCCCGGUCGCUGAUGCGCAAGGCGCGGUUCGCCCUUAAAAUGGGGCUCGCUGGACUUAUGGCCUCGGAUGUGAGCAUGGACGACUUCAGGGGAGAGUGUGGUCGUAAGAGCCCCCUGCUCAACGCCAUCCACAGAGUGUUCCAUCCUCAAAAAACGGCGGCGGUUGCGAAGGGCUGACCAAAGUGCCAUGGUACCCCUCUACUAGAUAUGGGCAAGGGUGUGACCUGAUUGACGCGCGAGCCAGCAAAUGCAGCUGUUCUGCGCCAAAUCUGACGGUAUACCUCGUCCAAUUCUCUGCGCGCAUGUUGCAAACGGCACUUGGCAUACUUGAGUCGUAUUCCGAUCCGACCGCGUCGACGUGCUGCCCAUAAGCGUUCAUUCGCGUUAAUCUGGUAACGUGCUACAGCCACCAGAAACAAACUGUGUCACUUAUAAAUUAUGUUGUCGCGCACUCCACCACUCCCUUGUUGUUGUUUUUCUUAUCAGCAUUCAUGGAUGCUUUUUUACAUCGUACAUCUUUUUGACAUCGUGCCCAGACAGUUUUGCAUGGUAGAGCAGAAAGUGCAGGCGGUUUCAGCUUGGCUUUAAAGGGCCCCUAAACCACCCAUAAGUCGAAAUUUAGUUGUGGUGUUGCAGUUGUGCGCGAGUCUUCAACAAACACGUAACCGCGAGAUUUUUUCGAAACGGUGCCGUAAUAGCAGAGUUACACGCGUUUGAUGAUCCAAGAGCGGCCCUCGCUCCCUUCGCUGCGAUUCGUUCGUCGGCUCGUCUCUCCUCCUAGCAAGGUUCUUCUUGUGGAUGACAUUACCAGACGCGAAUAGUAACGUCACGGCCAACGCUGGGGAUUUCGAAAGGCCCGGAGAAGACGAUGGAUUGUUUCUUGGAAUUUGUGGCGCGCCAGUGGCUCGUGGCGCUGCCGCGUUUGGCAUUGUUGGUCGUAACGGCAUUCUGAAGUCGAUGCGAGCGUUUACAUGAAAUGGUAAAAAGAACGGAGAUGGUUUAGGGGCCCUUCAAACUAGUCGAUUAUGUUCUUGGUAUACUGGGAAACUCGCGAUAGUGGCUGUAGUUUGAGCGAAAGAUCAUGUUUAUAUCGCUGACACCUUUGGAAGCUGGCAGACGACCAAAACGUGCGUGUAAUAUUUCGAGCUAGCAAAUAAAGUUGUCUUGCCGCAUCAGUCCUUGAUAGAGGGAUCGGAACCACUGUGGUUCCUUCAUGCAUGGGCUGAGC